CACAGGCUGAGCUGAUCCCACGUGUGACGCUUGCAUUCCCGGCUCAGUAAAAUUCUCUUUAGCGUGCUUCGGUGUAGUGUUGUGCCGCUUGUCUUCGUUAGUUACUGGCUAUAGUUGGGUUAGCUAUGGAGGGAGACGGGAGCCAAGCCACAUCUGGAGGAAGCCCUAAUGAUUCGCAACACGACCCGGGUAAAAUGUUUAUCGGUGGUCUCAGCUGGCAAACUUCACCAGACAGCCUUAGAGACUAUUUUACUAAAUUCGGGGAAAUCAGAGAAUGUAUGGUGAUGAGAGAUCCAACGACAAAACGCUCCAGGGGCUUUGGAUUCGUUACUUACGUAGAUGCUGCCAGUGUAGAUAACGUCUUAGCUCAGCCACAUCACGAAUUAGACUCAAAAACGAUCGAUCCAAAAGUUGCCUUCCCUAGACGUGCUCAACCCAAGAUGGUCACAAGAACAAAGAAAGUAUUCGUAGGAGGAUUAUCAGCGAACACAGUAGUUGAAGAUGUGAAGCUGUAUUUUGAACAGUUUGGCAAGGUAGAGGACGCCAUGCUUAUGUUUGACAAAACGACUAACAGACACAGAGGUUUCGGCUUUGUAACUUUCGAGGUUGAGGACGUUGUGGAGAAAGUAUGCGAGAUCCACUUUCAUGAAAUCAAUAAUAAAAUGGUAGAAUGCAAGAAGGCCCAGCCCAAGGAGGUGAUGUUCCCGCCAGGUACGCGAGGCAGGGCCAGGGGCCUGCCCUACACCAUGGAUGCCUUCAUGCUGGGGAUGGGCAUGCUGAGUUACCCAAACAUUGUAGCAACGUACGGCCGUGGAUACACUGGUUUUGCCCCAAGUUACAGCUACCAAUUCCCUGGCUUCCCAGCGACGGCGUAUGGACCGGUGGCAGCAGCGGCAGUGGCGGCAGUGCGUGGCUCAGGGUUCCCAGAUUAUGGGUUCUAUUCCGGGGCCGGGCCCAGUGACCUGCGGGGCCCCCCCUGCUCCUUUGCCGACUAUGGCUCCCUGGGGCCCCAGGCUGCUCAGAUGCUGCAGCACAGUGAGCAUCAUGCCACCUCCGCCUGCAACUCCCCCCUCCAGCACCACCUGCAGCACAGCCCGGACCCCUUUAAGAGCCCAGGCACCAACCAGGCCCGGCCCGGAGCCUUCCCUGGCACCAACAGUCCCGGGCCCGUGGCUGACCUCUAUGGCACUACGAGCCAGGACUCCGGCGUGGGCAACUACAUUAGUGCUGCUAGCCCCCAGCCUGGCUCUGGCUUCGGCCACAGCAUUGCUCAGAGUAUUUCAGGAGGCCCGGGGAAGACCGGGCGGAGUUUUUAACUGGCUAUGUGAACAGGUGAUGCCAUCCAACGCCAAGCACUACAGCAUCAACCCACAGGAGAAAAGUGGAGGUGGCACCAUGUGAAGAAGAACUGAAGAAAAUGUCAAAAUCAUCUCAGAAAAAGAAACUACAAUCUGCUGUACUAUAAUCCAAACCUGGUGUUCACAUCCAUAAUAUCCAACUGUAACCCAGUAACUUUGUGUAGGAUUUAGGUGUUUUUACCUUUAAAUGUUCCUUAUUUUAAAUCGAUUUAGUUUAUUUUCUUUCUUUUUGACGUAGUCUUCAAAUUAAUAAGGAAGAUUCAUUAUAUUUUUUACUUAGGAUCAAAAAUACACAAAUAUUGGAUACUAUCUUAAAUGAGUAACUAUUUAUGUACACUGUCUUAUUUCAUGUUUUAUUUAAAAAAUAGAUUGCUAUGUUGCUAUGGUUGUUUGUUUUCAUCCUUGGUAAUGGAAAACAUUUCAGGUGUCAGUUUGCACAUAUAGUGCAUUUGGAAAGUAUUCAGUCCACUUCACUUUUUGCACAUUUUGUUACGUUACAGCCUUAUUCUAAAAUGGAUUACAUUG
Salvelinus namaycush (lake trout) is the source of this 1883-nucleotide messenger RNA. RefSeq names its product RNA-binding protein Musashi homolog 2-like. Bases 126 to 1316 code for a protein of 396 amino acids. Gene Ontology annotation, cellular component: cytoplasm. The record is from RefSeq and is a predicted model, not a curated record. Gene Ontology annotation, molecular function: RNA binding. NCBI's taxonomy places the organism in Eukaryota, Metazoa, Chordata, Actinopteri, Salmoniformes, Salmonidae. The transcript has 14 exons.